Salvia miltiorrhiza (redroot sage) is the source of this 4680-nucleotide messenger RNA. RefSeq lists its product as uncharacterized. Bases 1 to 4680 code for a protein of 1559 amino acids. The transcript is spliced from 3 exons. The record is from RefSeq and is a predicted model, not a curated record. NCBI's taxonomy places the organism in Eukaryota, Viridiplantae, Streptophyta, Magnoliopsida, Lamiales, Lamiaceae. Gene Ontology annotation, molecular function: nucleic acid binding; RNA-DNA hybrid ribonuclease activity.
AUGACGGACGAAUCCAAGCGUUUGCUCAAAGAACAUUGUAGUUCUUUUUCUCCUGUUAUCUUGGGUGUUAUUGAACCUAAGAAAGCUCUUCGUAAAAUUCGCCAAAAUUUCUGGACUUCAGUGAAUUUGGUCCCGAAUCUUUGUUUUCGAGUCGCCAUUAUUCAUGGGGCUAAUGAACAAACUCUUAGACGUGAUCUUUGGAGAGAUUUGCUUCACUUUACUUCUGGAAACACCGUUUUUAUUGGGGAUUUUAAUGCGGUGAAAGGUGCUAAUGAAAGAAUCAGCACUGCUUCUCUGGCCAGGAGCUCGUGUAUGGAGUUUUGUUCCUUUAUUGAUGAUACUUGCUUUAUCGAGUCCCCUACUGACGGGUUGCGUUUUACUUGGUCGGGACGUCGCUUUCUUCCUCGUCAUGUGGAAUCCAUUCUUGACAGAGCUCUGUUCUCUCAGAGUUUUGCUGAUCUUUGGGACUCGGUCACCACUUCGGUCCUUCCUCGUGUUACUUCUGACCACUCUCCUCUCGUUUUAAGAUGCAAUCGUUUUUGCUAUUCUGGCAAACGUCAGUUCCGUUUCUUGAACAUGUGGGUUCUUCAUCCUACGUUUCAGGAGAUGGUCCGUACUUCGUGGCAGAAUACCGUUAGCACUAGUUGCCCGAUUCUUCUUGUGAUGCUGAAGCUUAAGCGGCUUCGCUCUGUUAUUAAGAACUGGAAUAAGGAGAUCUUUGGGAACGUUGAUUUGAGGAUUGCGGAGUUUCAGCGACAGUUAGCUAUCACUCAGGGAAAGAUUUCGGAUACUGGUUAUACUGAUACUUUAUUUGAUGAGGAGAUGGGUUUACAGGCUGAGCUGAAUGUGGCGCUUACGCAGAAAAAUAAUCUCUUGCAGCAGAAAAGCAGGGCUAUCUGGUUGCAAGAUGGGGACAUAAAUACUUCUUUUUUCCACAGAUUGAAGAAGUUUAAAAAAUGGAAAACGUCGAUCACUCGGCUUCUUGUUAAUGGAGUGGACACUUAUGAUCAGCAUACCAUUGAGCAGCAUGUUGUUGGGCAUUUUUCAGCUCUGUUUUCUGAUGAUGGCAGCCCGCACGCUGAUCCUUUGGAGGUGGAGGCGCUCAUUGAGCAUUCUGUUUCUGAGGAUCAGAAUCAUACUUUAGUUUGUAUUCCUGAUGAAAGUGAGAUUGCGGCGGCGGUUUUUGGUAUGGAUUCCAACAGUGCUCCUGGACCGGAUGGCUUUUCGGGAAAGUUCUUUCAUAUUUGUUGGGAGAUCCUUAAGACGGAUGUGGUUAAGGCGGUUCAGACUUUCUUCUCUAGAUCCUAUCUUUCCACGGGUUGUAAUUCGAGCACUAUGAUCCUUAUUCCUAAAAAGGAGGUUGUUUCUUCUGUGUCUGACCUUCGUCCCAUUGUGCUUUCGAAUUUCUUAUUCAAAAUCAUUUCAAAGAUUCUGGCUUCGAGGCUUAGUGUGGUGGCUGCCACUCAUGUGGCUGCUAACCAAUUUGACUUUAUCAGUGGUCGGAAUAUUCAUGACUGCGUUAUGCUCAGCUCUGAGGGGUUCAACUGUAUGCAAAGGACAAAUCGGGGUUACAAUAUGGCCUAUAAAAUUGAUAUCAAAAAAGCCUUUGACACUAUUCAUUGGGAGUUCAUUGUGCAAGUUCUGAGGGCGAACGGAUAUCAUGAGACUUUUAUCAGGUGGAUUUAUAUCAUCUUUCAAUCUGCCAGGCUUUCGAUUUUGUUCAAUGGCAAGCUCAGUGGUUAUUUUGCUUGCUCUCGUGGCGUCAGGCAAGGGGAUCCUCUUUCGCCUAUUCUUUUCGGUAUUGCUGAAGAUGUUUUAAGCCGUCUCAUCAGCAGCUGUGUGGACUCUAGACAUCUCGUUCCUAUGGGAUUCAGUAGGACUGCCCACUUCCCUACGCAUCUGUUUUAUGCGGAUGAUAUCAUUCUUUUCUGCACUGCCACUGUUCGGAAUGCACGUAAGAUUCAGGAUAUUUUGACCUAUUAUGGCUCCAUCUUUGGGCAGAUUUGCAGCCAGGAAAAGUCGAACAUUUAUUUUGGCUCCAAAGUCCCCACUGAGAGAAGACGGGCUAUUCAGCGUGCCAUGGGAUUUACUAUUGGGAAUUUGCCGGUGAUCUAUUUGGGCGUUCCUAUUUUCAUAAGACGCCCCCGUGCCUCUUAUUUUAUGCCCAUCUUCGAUCGUAUUGUGCAGAAAUUUGCCAGGUGGAAAGGUCUUCAGCUCUCCAUUGCUGGUCGUCUUUGUCUUGUUUGCUCGGUGAUCCAGAGUUCGAUUGUGCAUUCAAUGAUGGUUUAUCGAUGGCCUAAAUCUCUGCUGCAUUCCUUGGAUAAGAAGUGCAGGAAUUUCGUUUGGACCGGAAACAUUGAUGAGCGGCCUAAAUGCUCGGUCAGUUGGGGGCGUGUGUGUGCGCCUAAGGAGGAGGGAGGGCUUGGAAUUAAAUCGAUUACAUUAAUGAAUCAAUCCUUCUUGAUGAAGUUGGCUUGGAAGAUGAUUAAAGGUGUUGAUUGGGCUCACAAGAUCAUGAGGUCUCGUUAUCUUACUCCGUUCGGAUAUGCCAAAGAACAAAUUGCUAAUUCUUCGAUUUGGAUUGGUGUCAAGCACGAGAUAAACAAUUUGGUGGAGGACUCUUAUAUUUGUGUUAACCGUGGAGAUAACACGUAUUUUUGGCGGGAUGACUGGCUCGGUUACAAACUUGUGGACAGGCUAUCUAUUCCUCAUUUUAUGCAUGAUUAUCUCCAGUUUUCGGUGCAGGAUUAUUACUAUGACGGUCUCUGGCACUUUUCUGCUUCUUUUGUCAACAAGUUCCCUGAUAUUGUGGCGGACAUCUUGCUUGUUCCUAUGGGAGAGGAACAAGACGCCAGGUUCUGGAAACACUCGCUUAAGGGAGAGGUCUCGGCGGCUCUUGCUUUUUCUAGCAAGUGCCACCAUUUUCCCAAAGUGAAAUGGGGAAAGUGGAUUUGGGAGAACUACAUUCCGGUCCGCCGUUCUAUAUUAUGCUGGCGUGUUCUUCAUGAGCGACUUCCUACUAUGGACAUUCUUAUUCGGCAAGGUUUGACGGCACCUAAUGGCUGUCCUAUUUGCUUCUUGGAGGCGGAGUCCAUUUCGCAUAUCAUGUGGAGUUGCUCCAAAAUUAGGCCUUUGUGGACUGCUUUGCUCUCUUGGUUCGGCAAAGAAGAUUUUCUGAAUUCGUUGGAUAUUCAUUCGUUUUUGGUUAUUGCUUGGAAUACUCACUUUAGUACGCAGGUUCUUACGAUCUGGAAACCUGCCAUUCUCACUCUCAUGUGGAAGAUUUGGGACGCCAGAAAUGCUGUGAUUUUCGAGGACCUCCAGUUUAGUAGCCAAUCUAUUCUUGCUUUUGUUAAAGCCUUCUUGAAAGAAUUAGAUGUCAAUUUCCAGAAGCUUGGUACGAUGGAUAAUACUUGGAGUGAUUACUUAAUCACUAGAGAGCUUGGGGUAAGAGGUCGGGUUGCACCUCCUCCUCGUAUGAUUGAGGUUCAUUGGUGGCCUCCUGUUGAUCAUUGGGUUAAAGUGAAUACGGAUGGCUCGGCUGAUGGGGCGCCUGGUAACAUUGCCGCGGGUGGGGUUUUUCGAGACAAUUGGGCUAGUGUUCGUGGUUGUUUUCAUAUCAAGGGAGGGACUGGCUAUGCUUUUGAGGCGGAGCUUCUGGCGGUCAUAACCGCUAUCAACAUUGCUCAUGAUCGUGGUUGGCAUUACUUGUGGGUUGAAGCGGAUUCGAUGUAUGUUGUCCACCUUCUGGAGUCGCGGUCCACGGAUGUGCCGUGGCGUUUUAUAGCUUCCUGGAUAAAUGUUCUGAAAAUCUUGAAUGAUUUUCGGCUGAUGGUUACUCAUAUUUACAGGGAGGGUAAUCAACCUGCGGAUAUUAUGGCAAAUGGCAAUAGGCAGGAGGGAUGGUGGCCAUUUGCCAUUGAUGAGAUCAAGCUUGCGGUUUCGCGUGAUAUGUCGUCUCAUAGUCAUGGAGCAGCUUUGGUCGUUGAUGUGCUCUCUCGCUGGUUUUUACCUAUGAUCUUUGUCUCUGUUUGGAAUAGCUUGUGUGAGGAUUCUGCGCUUCCUGGGGUUUCUGCUAUGCUCGAUAGGGUCUUGGCGGCUUUGGUGAACAGGUGGCUUGGAAAUCUUUUGGUUCGGGCUUUUGUCCGAGCUCUUGGUAGGCAUGUCGCUUGGGAGUGUGUGGGUGAUGAUGAUGACGCCGAGAGUUGGGUUCGGGCGCAGCAUGGGAUUUGUGGCUGUUCGGAUGUGAGCUGGAGUAGUUGGGGUUGGAGUGGCAGUGGAGCCUUUCCGUGUCCGGGUGAGCUCGGCUCGGGGGUGAAGCUGGUCGGACUCUUUUGGAUUUCGACUUCCUCUCUUGGAGUCGGGUUUUGGUGGGAUUCAGCCGAGGCCGUCAUUGAUGAGCUGAGUCUCGGAGUUUUAUCUCCUCCUUUGUUUUGCUUGCACGAUACGCAGGGUUUGUGUCGCUUGUCUUUGGUUCGCACUGUUUGGUUUCCGUGUUUGAUUUGUGUCUUUUGUUCGUUGUUUUUUUGUGUUGGGAAGCCGAGCAACUUAGAGGUGAUGGUUAGGCCGGAACCUUUGAAGUUGUCUCACCUCCGCUUCCUUUCACAUUUGUGCUUCAACGAGUACUCUUUUUCCCCUUUAAGGAUUUUCCCUCGCGGGUUUGCCUUAGAGGGGUUUUAA